This is a messenger RNA of Pyricularia pennisetigena, 585 nucleotides long. RefSeq lists its product as uncharacterized. The record is from RefSeq and is a predicted model, not a curated record. Gene Ontology annotation, cellular component: nucleus. Gene Ontology annotation, biological process: ubiquitin-dependent protein catabolic process; protein polyubiquitination. The transcript has 3 exons. The coding region runs from base 1 to 585 and encodes 194 amino acids. Gene Ontology annotation, molecular function: ubiquitin conjugating enzyme activity. NCBI's taxonomy places the organism in Eukaryota, Fungi, Ascomycota, Sordariomycetes, Magnaporthales, Pyriculariaceae.
AUGACAGGCAAGAAUUCUACGUUGUGUUCAAGGGUCCGGAAGAGAGUUAGUUUCCCUGUGCCAAUAAAGGCUACACCAGGCUCCAUAGUCUUAUACCGACGGCGGAUUGGUUCGAAAAGUAGGGCUAACGUGGUUCGAUCUUGGAACUCAGCACCCUUUGAAGGCGGAACCUGGAAAGUUCACGUGGAGCUACCAGAUCAGUACCCAUACAAGUCGCCCAGCAUCGGAUUCGUCAAUAGGAUCUUCCACCCAAAUAUCGACGAGCUGUCUGGCUCGGUAUGUCUGGAUGUGAUAAACCAAACAUGGUCGCCCAUGUUCGACAUGAUCAACAUCUUUGAGGUGUUCCUGCCACAGCUGCUCCGGUAUCCGAACCCGACCGACCCGUUGAACGGUGAAGCGGCUGCACUGAUGCUUAGGGAGCCAAAGUCGUACGAAGCCAAGGUUAAAGAGUACGUGCAAAGAUAUGCAAGCAAGGAGGCUGCAGCCGAUGCAGGAAAUGAAAGCGAGGAUGACAGCGACAUGUCAUCUGUGGCCAGCUUCGGCGACGAAGAUGAGGAGCCCGCCGGCACUAUGGACGACGUGUAG